AUGAUAAAGCUAGAAGAAGUGUUCACGCUCGAAAUUUUAAUAAAAAUUUUGAGCAAGAUUUUCGUGAAGGGGAACUACUGCAUAACGAAGGAAGACAUCAACACGAAGAACUGCCGCGUGAUGAUUUUCGAGUCCAAGUUGGACGUGCCCAAUUUGAGGAAAAGCGGAGAUGAAGAAUUCAUAAACAUGUUAUUCUAUUUUUAUAACAAGAAUUAUUUGUUCUUCAUUGUUUACUGUCUGAACAAGAAGAAUAUUGUUUAUUUGAAUUUCUUCAAUCCCUUGUUAAGUGAGAAGGAAAGUAUCGAGUCGAUCAAUUUGUUUUUUAUUAACAACUUCUUCCCUCAUAUUAUUUUGGGCCUGAACAAUGGAAAAGUCUUCCUGUACAAUCAUGAAGGGAUUAUCUGCAUGCAAAAUAAAUUCGCAGAGAGCAGAAUAAAACAUAUUUUUGUGGAGAAACAUAAGGAAUAUAUUUUGUUGGUCUAUGAUAAUAACACAGUUGUGAAUACAAAUAUAUAUUUGAUUAAAAGAGCGUUGGAAAGUAAUUCUAAAAUUUUACCACUCGACUAUUCUUUUACUGUUAAUAAAAAUAUGAGCAUAAAUCAUAUAUUUUUGAGAAACUAUAAUUACUCCCCUGAUGUUUUUAAAAAAGACUUAUAUUGCAUAUACAGUAGGGAUGACUUGGGUAAGUAUAUCACGGAUGCUAUUAUUUCAAAUCAACCCCAGUAUAACAGAAUUGCCAAUGCAAAUUAUAUAAUUACGUCCAAGACGAUAACCAUUUCCAUACUUUGUCUCAUUCGACAGAAUGGUACUAAUAAUGACCUUUUAACAAAGAAGGAGAAUUUUGGAGCCUCAGAAAAACUUAGUUCUAGAAUUAAUAAUUUUUUGAAAAACAUGUUUACAAAGAAGAAUGAUGCGUCCACGGUGGCGGUAGCAGGAUCUGGUUCUGCAGCAGGGACGACUUCCCAAUCUGUAGGACCUUCAGUAGGCUCUUCUCCCUCAAGAGUGUUGUCACUUCCCUCUCCAAGUGCUGCCUCCAGCUCUGUUGGCGCAACACAAGUCGCAGAAGCAAAUGCAAUCCCACACAAUAAUAUGUCAAAUACGUAUGGGAGCGUAACUGAUAAUCUGAGCACACAAGUUGUUCACUGCUUUAAUGAUGCGAAGAGACAAAUCAUUGAUUUGUGCAUCUGCCCGUGGAAUCAAAACUUGGUGUUGGCAUUAGACAAUUUAGGAAGGAUAUGUCUAAUUAACAUAAGUACGCUCACCAUUUUACACAUGUGGAAGAGUUACCGAGGAGCUUUUAUGAGUUUUAUUCAGAAGAGGAAAUUGGGCACUCGUCAUUCGAGUAACUUGUCCAAGGGUCGUGAGGGAGUUACUAGUACGAACGUAAGUGGACAUGGGAAAGACGCAGAACAGAUGGAUGAUAAGGCAAUUUUUUUUUAUCUCAAGACGAGAAAUUUAAUUGAAAUUUGGGACCUCAGGACGCUGCACAAGUUGUAUAGCGUGCGCACUUAUGAAGACCCCCAACUCUUUAAAAUAUUUUUUGCCGACCAUAACGUUCCUAAUAAAAUUUACUUCUUCAGCACCAGUCACCAUGUCUUUUUGAUGAACACCAACUUUGAGUUGUUUCAUGUCAAGUGGCCGGUCUGA
This is a messenger RNA of Plasmodium fragile, 1647 nucleotides long. RefSeq lists its product as uncharacterized. Gene Ontology annotation, molecular function: protein binding. The coding region runs from base 1 to 1647 and encodes 548 amino acids. The record is from RefSeq and is a predicted model, not a curated record. Lineage: Eukaryota; Apicomplexa; Aconoidasida; Haemosporida; Plasmodiidae. Gene Ontology annotation, biological process: regulation of GTPase activity. The transcript has a single exon.